AUAGCUCCAGAGGAGUUUGUGUCUCUGGCUGAGCUGGAGGAUGCCUUGUUGAGGAACCUGUUUAGAGGGUAUCAGAAAUGGGUCCGACCCGUUCUGCACGCUAACGACACCAUCACAGUACGCUUCGGACUCAAGAUCUCACAGCUGGUGGACGUGGAUGAAAAGAAUCAGCUGAUGACUACUAAUGUCUGGCUAUGGCAGGAGUGGGUAGAUGUGAAGCUCCAGUGGAACCCAGAUGAGUAUGGAGGAAUCACCUCUAUCAGAGUUCCCUCUGAAACAAUAUGGCUGCCGGACAUCGUCCUCUAUGAGAAUGCUGACGGGCGUUUCGAGGGCUCUCUGAUGACCAAAGCCAUCGUGAGGUCAGACGGGACAAUCAGGUGGACCCCUCCGGCCAGCUACAAGUCUUCAUGCACCAUGGACGUCACCUUCUUUCCCUUCGACAGACAGAACUGCUCCAUGAAGUUUGGCUCGUGGACCUACGACGGCAACAUGGUCGACCUGGUCCUUGUCGACCACUACGUCGACCGAAAGGACUUCUUCGACAACGGUGUGUAGGAAAAAUACUCUUGAAGUAAGAUGUCUUGCUACUCCAAAAGCUUCAGAAGUCAAGCAACAAGUGAAUUGUUCUAGCUACAAUAAUAUCUCACGGUAUACAGUGUAUAGAAGGAAACGCAAAGUGGUUUCGUUACCAGUUAAUACAUGUCGGUUAGAGACGCCAUUUCUACAAGAAACAGCAGGGUGGUGGUAACUAACCCGGUUUGUCAGUCUCUUCCCACCACAGUUAAUGAAGACAUGAAUCAGUAUGACAGUGUCCUGUCUCUCUAUGUCCAAUGUGAAUGUGGUCCAGUUAAUGAAGACGUUAAUCAGUAUGACAGUGUCCUGUCUCUCUAUGUCCAAUGUGAAUGUGGUCCAGUUAAUGAAGACGUUAAUCAGUAUGACAGUGUCCUGUCUCUAUGUCCAAUGUGAAUGUGGUCCAGUUAAUGAAGACGUUAAUCAGUAUGACAGUGUCCUGUCUCUCUAUGUCCAAUGUGAAUGUGGUCCAGUUAAUGAAGACGUUAAUCAGUAUGACAGUGUCCUGUCUCUCUAUGUCCAAUGUGAAUGUGGUCCAGUUAAUGAAGACGUUAAUCAGUAUGACAGUGUCCUGUCUCUCUAUGUCCAAUGUGAAUGUGGUCCAGUUAAUGAAGACGUUAAUCAGUAUGACAGUGUCCUGUCUCUCUAUGUCCAAUGUGAAUGUGGUCCAGUUAAUGAAGACGUU
Messenger RNA from Salmo salar (Atlantic salmon), 1255 nucleotides. The record is from RefSeq and is a predicted model, not a curated record. NCBI's taxonomy places the organism in Eukaryota, Metazoa, Chordata, Actinopteri, Salmoniformes, Salmonidae.